This is a messenger RNA of Neurospora crassa OR74A, 1493 nucleotides long. RefSeq lists its product as hypothetical. The transcript has 2 exons. The record is from RefSeq and is a predicted model, not a curated record. Bases 48 to 1160 code for a protein of 370 amino acids. NCBI's taxonomy places the organism in Eukaryota, Fungi, Ascomycota, Sordariomycetes, Sordariales, Sordariaceae.
CACACACGAAACAAGCACCAAAGCUGGCAACAAUUACAAUCAUAAUCAUGAACUCAACCAUAGUUUCCCCCUAUCCGCAAACGCCAAGCAGGACGUACCUUCGUCGCUCAACCUCCACCAUCGGUUCAUUCGCUACCGCCCUGUCCUACCUCACACCUACUGACGAUGACAUUUCUCUUCGCCGGUCAUCUUCAUCAGACAUUCCAACGGUACCCGCCCCUGAUCAUUCGCUGACUGCCCCACCGUCUUCUCCGCCGUCUGAGACAGAUACCGAUACACAAGGUGUAGAUUCUUUCAUCCUGAUGGCAUUCAAUGCAGAUGACAUUGAAUACGGCCCAAAAACCCUGGAUGACUUUCUCAGGGGUGAUAACCCUGUCCAGAGGGCUAUCAACUUCUACCGAUAUGUCCAAAUGAAGAAAUUCCCACUCUGCUUGUCAGUCGUCAAGGCUACCCUAUCCAUGGCACUCUAUGGUUAUGCAAUGAUCUGGUUCGUGGAGCUGCGAGACGUAUGGCGCAAACUCGACCUUGACGACCACGAGAGCCGCGAAGGUUGGUUUGUCUGGUUAUAUCUCAUCAACGCAUUUUUCUUCAUUGUGACACUGUACCGGUUCAUCCGCGCCAUCAGCCGCUUACAUGGUGCUCCGUACGAGAAGCACACGUUCUUGGACGUAGGUGAGGCCUUUGAUCCAUUCAUUCCCGGCAGAACAAACGUGUACAUUUACUUCAUCUUUAGCAGCGCUGCUGUCAUCGCCCAUGUCUCCAGUUCGAUCGGUAUUGCACUGUGGGUUAAGGACUGGAUGGCAGGUGGCCCAGCAACCACUAACCCCCAUCGGGAUAUCAUCUUCACAUCCGUUAUGGCGCCAGAUGGGACAAGGCGCCCAGUCGCGAUCCCCGUUCGCUUGUUCCUCACGACGUUGACGACCACCUUUUGCCUUUGUACGAACUCGACGAGUUUCAUUAUCCACACGACGGUCAUGGCCACGACUUUUACUCAGCCCACGAGGCGCAUCAUCAUGGGCAUCAUCUACACAACGACCAUGCCCACGGCAUUUGCUCAACCCAUGAUGUAUACCAUUAUGAACACAACGACAUUGACAUUUGGGAAGGCAUUCCUCGUGGACGAACUCGGUCGUUUUCUGUAUCUUCGGACCUUUCGGUAGGCACCGCGGAUACUUGGAUGACCAUCCAGUCUUCAAACAUGUUUGCGACAUGGAGGUGGGAGGGCAUGUUGAAGAUACAUUUGACCGAUCCGUCACUCUAUCUGUUCUAGCAACAAUGUGCCAGACCGGACCAGGAAGGAAGAUAGCGGUGUGGUUCGAGGUGAGUUGAGCCCCAUCUGUUUCUUAGCUAGAGACACGUGCUACUGAUCUGAGCAAGUUAGGGAGCUUGAAAUGUACGAUUAAGUAGGUGAUAGUAGACGGUUGAUGUACAUUCAGGUAAGAGAAAAACAUAGAAGAGAAAUAACCAAAAAGAUUAGAAUUAGAAAUUCACCA